AUGCAAAGCGCGAGCAGGACAAGAAGCGCUUGACAGCGUCUUUUACUUCCUCCUGCUUUUGUUGCAUAAGGAUUGUGCAUUUGAUGGCAUAUGCCCUGAAAUCGUGUCUUAAUUUAAUGCGUGCGCGUAUCUUUCCAAAGAGAGAGACGGAGCCGAGUAAGGGAUGCUGCACACGGAGGAUUCGUUAUUUGACAGGCUCUGACGUUUAAAUUGAACCAUUUGUACCGUGCACAUCUCAUGCAUUUUGACUCUGCUUUUGAUGGCCAACGCACGGCGUGAUUAAAUGUAUGCUUUUUUUCUUCCGGCGAAGGCAGCUUAAGCAUCAUCUCCGUAGGCUGGUCAGACACAUUUAUAAGCGUUUAUAAUGGGGGUCAACAAAAGAACCCGAGGCGUUGGGCUUUGAUCGCAAACCCCAUCAACCUCAAAUCUGUUGUCGUUACUUAUACUUUAUAUAGACAUACAUCAUCAUAUAGCACGUACUCCUUGAUCAGCUGUCAGGCUUCCAAAACUGCGGAGCACGGUUUGUGUGUAUGUGUGUGUGGUGCUGAACGGACAGCUCCCAUCACCACAGCGGGGUCAUACCCCACCUCUAGAUGGAUCAAUAUUAGGGGUAUGACAGUGUCGCUCUCUGGCUUUAAUGGCUGUGGCACGCAAGAUCAAAACUCUGCUGACGGUCAACAUUCUGGUGUUCGUCGGAAUCAUUUUGUUCUCGGUCUACUGCAGGAUCCAGGACCGAUCCGAGGAGCUCGUCCAAAUCGGGAGGCUGUCGGACCAGAGGCUGCGAGGAAGGAAUGCAAAAGUUACAAACUCCGUGGACAGACAGUCCAUUCUCAAAAGGCUUGAGCGACUGGAAGAUGUGGUUUAUAAUCAGUUAAAUGGUCUUGCCAAGCCCAUGGGUCUGGUCGAGGGACCUGGAGGUCUUGGACAGGGCGGAGCAGCGGCCACACUGGGGGAGGACAGCCGAGAGAGUGAAGGGAGAUAUGAGGAGUAUGGCUACAAUGCCCAACUCAGUGAUCGCAUCUCCCUGGACAGGAAUAUUCCAGACUACAGGCCGAAAAAGUGCAAGCAGAUGACCUACAAAGAAGACCUCCCUCAGAUCUCUGUGGUCUUCAUCUUUGUGAAUGAAGCUCUCUCUGUUAUCCUGCGGUCUGUACACAGUGUGGUCAACCAUACCCCAGCACACCUGCUUAAAGAAAUCAUACUGGUUGAUGACAACAGUGACAGUGUGGAGCUGAAGUUCAAUCUGGAUCAUUAUGUGAAUAAGCGAUAUCCCGGCCUGGUCAAGAUUGUGAGGAACAGUAAACGAGAGGGACUCAUUCGGGCCAGGAUUCACGGCUGGAACGCUGCCACUGCUCCUGUUGUGGGCUUCUUCGACGCCCACGUGGAGUUCAACAUAGGCUGGGCUGAACCUAUCCUCACCAGAGUGAAAGAAGAUCACACAAGGAUAAUCCUUCCUGCGAUAGAUAAUAUCAAAUACAACACCUUUGAGGUGCAGCAAUACGCUAAUGCAGCUCACGGCUACAACUGGGGCCUCUGGUGCAUGUACAUCAUCCCUCCACAGGAUUGGAUGGACAAAGGAGAUGAGACUGCCCCCAUCAGAACACCUGCAAUGAUUGGUUGUUCCUUUGUGGUGGAUCGUGAGUAUUUUGGAGAAAUUGGACUUCUUGACCCGGGCAUGGAGGUUUACGGAGGAGAGAACAUUGAACUUGGUAUGAGGGUGUGGCAAUGUGGCGGCAGUAUGGAGGUUCUUCCAUGUGCUAGAGUUGCACACAUUGAACGCACAAAGAAACCAUACAACAAUGACAUCGACUACUACGCCAAGCGUAACGCACUGCGGGCAGCAGAGGUCUGGAUGGAUGAGUUUAAAUCUCAUGUCUACAUGGCCUGGAAUAUCCCCAUGAAUAACCCAGGAGUCGAUUUUGGAGAUGUGUCAGAGCGUGUAGCGCUGAGGAAGAAAAUGAACUGCAGGAGCUUUCACUGGUACCUUGAGCAUGUUUAUCCUGAGAUGAGAGUCUACAAUAACACCAUCACCUAUGGAGAGGUGCGAAACAGUAAAGCCAGUGGUUACUGUCUUGACCAGGGCUCAGAGGAAGAUGACAGGGCGAUACUCUAUCCAUGCCAUGGCAUGUCAUCACAGCUGGCUAGGUACACUACCGAAGGCUUACUCCAGUUAGGACCCCUGGGAUCGACCACUUUUCUACCCGACACAAAAUGCCUGGUGGAUGAUGGGAAGGGAAGAACACCAAGUUUAAAAAAGUGUAACAUUGUUUCCAGGUCCUCACAGAGACUUUGGGAUUUUACUCAGAAUGGCCCCAUUAUAGGUCGAGACACAGGGCGCUGUUUGGAGGUUGAAAUGUCCAAAGAUGCCAACUUUGGCCUGCGGCUGGUCGUCCAGCGGUGCUCAGGACAGAAAUGGAUGAUUCGGAACUGGAUAAAACACCCUAAACACUGAGGAACUUCUGACCAGAAAAACAAACUUCCUGCAUUGGAGAGCAGCCAUAGACACAAACCCUGAGUCUGGGGUUUAGAAAAGAGACUGAGCCGAAGAUCUCACAUUAGGGAUGUAAACGGCUCCAGUAGCCUCUUUCAGGGUAAAACAGUUUCAAUAGAUAUGUCUAGAGGUGAAAUUCUAUCUUUAGACAGCUUUACUAAUGAGCAAAGGGGAUACAACAGAAGGCCAUCUUUACAGGAGAAAUAUUUGCUCUCAGAAAUAUUUACCGUAAGUACUAAACACGUCCAAUGUACAGACUCCCGGAAUACCACAGCUUUCUUGUGUUAGUGAGGAGAAUUUUGAUAAUCUCUCUUAUUGAAUCACAGACAGUAAUAUUCAAAAGGUGUGUGGAUAAACAAAGAGAGAGAAAUCUACAUUGUCACAGUCUUCUGAGCAAAGUUUUAUUUCUUAUCAAAGGCCAUAUCAACACUUUUUUUCUUCAGGCUGAGAAUUGCUUUGGAUAAUUUAAUAUCAUGUUAAAACUUCAAAUGUAUAUCCCAAGUGCUACAAAACAAGAAAGUAGGAUAGAUAUAAAAUUUAAACAGCUAGAUCCAGCUCAUUCUGUAUUUUUAUUCCUUGAUUGUUCCUUGAUUUACAGACUUAAUUGCUAAUGAUCAGCAAAACCAUGUGUUCACAGAAGAACUCAUGUGCCUUUAUCCAUCCUAAUGCAAUCAGACCAGGGGAUGUUCAUCCCUAAGCAUGUACAAAAUAUUUGAUUUUAAAUUAAUUGAAAUAUGAAUAUACUGUAAUGUUAAGAGGUCUUAUUAUGGAAACAUGUUGUAAAACCCGAUA
Messenger RNA from Xyrauchen texanus (razorback sucker), 3283 nucleotides. RefSeq names its product polypeptide N-acetylgalactosaminyltransferase 9-like. The record is from RefSeq and is a predicted model, not a curated record. Lineage: Eukaryota; Metazoa; Chordata; Actinopteri; Cypriniformes; Catostomidae. Gene Ontology annotation, cellular component: Golgi apparatus. The transcript has 11 exons. Bases 638 to 2452 code for a protein of 604 amino acids.